Molecule: messenger RNA, 1515 nt
Organism: Funneliformis mosseae
Lineage: Eukaryota; Fungi; Glomeromycota; Glomeromycetes; Glomerales; Glomeraceae
Source: the annotation of a GenBank genome assembly
AUGACCACAUGGUUAUUAUCAGGUGUUGACAUUCCGGAAGAUCUUAACAGAGCAAAAAAAAGAAAUAAUUGCUGUCUUUCUGUAGUAGUACAAAUAAUCUAUCAAAAAUUGUCAAAUUCAUUCAUACAUUCUUUGAAUGGAAAAGUUAGAAAGCUUCAUUACCCUUUGGCUUUCAAAGAAAGUUUGAACAACAAGGAUUGCAUUUGGUUACCGCCAAAAUCCUUUGUGCCUUUUAUGAUAACCAACCUUGGAAAUCGUGUAACAUUGCUUUUCAGAACCUUAUUUCCUAAUAAUUAUCCCAUUUGUUUGCAAAUACCGAAGCUCGCCAUCCCUUAUAUUGCUAGAAUGGAUUCGGCUUCGGUAUCGAGCGAGCAAAUUAAGGAAGAAACUUUUGAUGAAAAAAAUGCUAGUAGUUCGAAUGAAUGCGAUGACUAUGGGUCAAAUCCACUUCCGUCUUUCAAACCUUCUCUACCAAAUAUUGCAUCCAGAAAUGCUUCCUUGCAAUCACACGUUUCUACGCAAUCAGAACCUCACAAGUUCAAUAAAAGAUUAAGAAACGCUUCUAUACAAUCAACGCAAUCAGCACCUUCUAGUGUCUGUUUUCAUAAUCCGCCCCCUAAUAAACCACUACCCCCACUUCCUUCUUUAAAUCCUGUCUACAAAUGUGUUCAUAGUUUUGCUGAAGAAGAUACAAGAUAUUUAUCAUUUAAUACUUAUGAUAUAUUAGAAAUUCUUGAAAAAAACAAUAGUGGUUGGUGGCUAGCUAAAAAAGGUGAAAAACGAGGUUUUGUACCAUUUCAUUAUUUAGAAGAAGUCAAAGUUGCUUCAAAACAAAGUAACAUAAUUAGGCGCAAACAAUACGACUUACGAGCCCCUUUUAGCAGCUCACCUUUACAAACCGAAAUAAUUGAACAACUUACAAUUAAUGAGGCCAACUCGUCUAAAAAGUCUGCAAAAAAUUCCCACUUAGUUCAAGAAGUCAUGCUUUUCAAUGAAAGGAUCAAACCCCACAAACUGAUUUCAUCUAGAAAAUCUACUUUAAGACCAUUAGGGAAAAAUGGGCAAUGCGAGAAAUGUAAGUGUUUCAGAACCGGACGUAACUGGUGUAAAUACUGCAAUAGUGAAUAUACUCAGAAUAAUUUCGGGAAAUGGACAAGCGGUAUCAAAGAACUUGAUGAGUUUAUUCAAGCAGCGCAACUUAAAGCCAUCAAUGCUAGAUCAAUGUUAGAGUGGAUAGAUUACCAAGAAUUCACGGACGUGAAGCAUAUCGCAGAUGGCGGUAAUAGUUCGGUAUUUACGGCAAAUUGGCAUCAAGGUCCAAUACGAGCAUGGGAUACAACUGCCAAUGACUGGGAACGCGGCUGGGAUACAACUACCAAUGACUGUGAACUAGACAGUGAACUGACAAAUUUGAAUAUAAUAAUAUUGAAACGCUUAAAUAAUUCAAGAAAUAUGACAUACUUGAAAGAGGCACGUAAUAAUUUAAUCAAUUUUAAUUUUUCUUCUUAUUUCUAA